CUUGGCUGGCCCGAGAGAUGGGAAGAAGCCAGCUGUUUCCCUAGCCAGCCCGGGUUCAAGUCCCGGUAGCACCUCCAGGCGCGAUCCCUGAGCUCAGAGCCAGGAGUCUCCACUAGGUGUGGCUCCCCAAAACGGCAAAGUUUUAAGUAGAAGGAUCACUCCUGGUGAGGCUUGGGAGACUCCAGAGCGACCAGAAGCCGGGUCUGGCUGUGUGCCAGGCAUGGGAUGGACCCGGAGCCCCGCGGGCACGCUGACCUGGGCCCGCACCAUGCUGCCCGCGCCCCUCCGCCCGCUCCUUGAUGCCGCGCGGGAGGAAGCGCGCUGGACCCGCCCCGAAGGCGCCGCUGCAAUUCCGCCAAGAGCCACUGGAGGGCCCUCGCCGCCGCCCGGCCGCGUCCCCGCGCCCCGUCACCCGAGCUAGGACUGUGCCCAGCCGACCCAUAGACGCCAGCACCGCCGCCUCCUGGGUAACGCCGCAGUUCGACUUAGCCGCGGACAGCUGCCUCCCGGACCCCCGGAAUCGCCGUCGCCGAGACCCGGCCCGGCAUUCGCGUCGGAGCUCCGCGCCCAAGUUCCCGCGGCUCAGCUUUGACAGCCCAGAGCCAGCUCGGGGCUCCACCGCCCGCGCGCCCCGCGGCGUCCCGGCGCACCCCAGGCCUCCGGGAAAGGGGGUCUGCAGGAGCCCCUUGGUGCCCGUGCUCAGCCCCCAGGCCCAGGCCCGCCCGGGCUGCCCGCACGCCCCCACCCCGCCCGACCUCAGGACCCCCGAGCCCGCCGCGGCCCCGGGCCAGGGGGAAAACAGCCCCGAGCCGGGGCCCGUCCUGGUGAGGGACACCCCCGAGGACAAGUACGGGCUGAAGGUCACGUGGAGAAGGAGGCAGCAGCUGCUGGCCUUUCUGCAGGACAGGGGCAAGCUGAGCAGAAGCCAAGUGCACGUGAAGAUCUGACCCAGGGGCCACCCCCGGCAGCAGGGGUGCAGAGCCGGGAGGAGCAACCGGCCCCAAACCAAAACAACAGCCAAAAGGAAAAUGGAACCCUCGCAGCCGCUUUCCCAGCAGCACCCCGAAAGGGGCGGCGGGUUUGCGGGGAGAGGCCGCAGGGACCCCCGGAGGCUCAGCACAGGGCGUCCGCUGAUGGAGCCGGAAGGGCUCCCCCAGACCUGGCGUCCCAAGGGACUUUUAAAGCCCACAUUCGGCCUUCGAAGUGCUCUGUGCCUGGAACAGUUUCCCCUGUGUACAGUCACGAACGGCUCAUUUCCUGUUUCCCUUCCAUUCCCUGUCCCCCGUUUUAAAGCAGCUUCUAGAAACUGUUUCUAAUGUAUAUAAAUAAAUGGUCGUGGAAGUUUUUGAGAGAAUUCAGCCUCGGAAUG
Sorex araneus (European shrew) is the source of this 1369-nucleotide messenger RNA. RefSeq names its product RAD9-HUS1-RAD1 interacting nuclear orphan 1 (gene RHNO1). The record is from RefSeq and is a predicted model, not a curated record. Gene Ontology annotation, cellular component: nucleus; chromosome. Gene Ontology annotation, biological process: DNA damage checkpoint signaling; recombinational repair; cellular response to ionizing radiation. The transcript has 4 exons. Lineage: Eukaryota; Metazoa; Chordata; Mammalia; Eulipotyphla; Soricidae. The coding region runs from base 300 to 947 and encodes 215 amino acids.